ACGCUAACAAAGCAGACUCCUGUGUUUCCCUGUCUGUAUCACAGUAACAGGCACAAUGCCAUACGGCUCUUUCGUGCUCCUCGUUCUACUUCCUGCUGUCUCUCUAGCCGAGGUCACCUCUUUCACGCGAUGCCCUCAGUUCUUUGUCGGAGGAAUUUCUCCGACAGUUCUGACAGAUAAAACAGACAAUAAUCGCUACGAGCAGAUCUGUCAGUGCCUUCUGGACCAGAACCAGAAGCCGGAAUACUUCUACGCCACACUGUACGACACCAGGAACAAGAUUCCCGUCUACUCGGCCUAUGAAUUCCGUCGUGCUGACGUGGAGAGAGACGAUCGCUGGUAUGUGGAGCCACAGCUGGACGGGGGAACCAUGGAGUGCAUGGGGUCCCUAAACAAGAUCCCGUCAGCCAACCGAGGCCAGCGGCAGGCGCUGAACAAAGACUAUGAAGGCUCUGGCUAUGACAAGGGCCACCUUUUCCCUGUGUACCACACCCACACUGUGGACACCAUGCUGGCCACCUCCACCCUGACGAACGCUGCUCCACAGGACCCCUCCUUCAACCGCGGACAGUGGAGACGCUACGAGGAAGAUGUGGCCACGCUGCUGCAGCAGGAAUGCGACGGAGCUUAUGUCGUGACAGGCGUCAUCCCUGGAAAUCAGCAGAUUGGGGAUGGCGUAAGAGUGGCUCAGUAUUACUGGAGCGCCUUCUGCUGUUCCGGAGGCAGUGGUGCUCUGCGCUCAGAGGGCUACAUCGGCCCCGAUAACAAUGGCCGCGUGCAGAAGGUCGAAGUGAAGCAGCUGGAAGCCGUUCUGAGUGACCACUAUGGCUCGGAGUUUAGCAUCUUCCAGGGCACAUGCUAAUGCUAAUACCUGUAAUAAAUAUUUUCAGCAUAUUUUUGAAAAUACUUUAAUAAAGAAAAUUGUAAUAAAUUGAUAUUCUUGCAGGAAGUACUCAUACCAUCCUAUCCCUAAUUACCACUGAGUUAAGACUCUAAAUCAGACGUGUAAAUGUAAACAGGAACCAUUAAAUGUAGAGGAAAAUGCAGUGGGAAUCUCUCAGGGCCUUGCAGGCCUGUGGUAUAUUCAUUUCAUUGUUGAAUUUUGGUUUGGAAACAAAAGGGUUAAAUUGACAUGUCAGAUUAUCCAUUAACAUAAUCAGGAACUGAGAGAAGAAUCAACCAAUCAUGUUUUGAAUUCUAAUGGCUGGUUCCAACUUUGAGAGAAAACCAUCACUCUAGGCCUUCUGGAAGUUCUAGAUACGUCACUGACUCUGAAUAUGAUUGGUAGCCUGACCAAUACCUUCUUUAUGUCUUAAAAUGUCCGUCAAAAGUUUCUAAUAAAACAUGAAAUGUCAUUUUA
Molecule: messenger RNA, 1360 nt
Organism: Colossoma macropomum (tambaqui)
Lineage: Eukaryota; Metazoa; Chordata; Actinopteri; Characiformes; Serrasalmidae
Product: endonuclease domain-containing 1 protein
Exons: 2
Coding region: 56-862 (268 amino acids)
Molecular function (GO): hydrolase activity; metal ion binding; nucleic acid binding
Source: RefSeq, a predicted model, not a curated record